Molecule: messenger RNA, 437 nt
Organism: Clunio marinus
Lineage: Eukaryota; Metazoa; Arthropoda; Insecta; Diptera; Chironomidae
Source: the annotation of a GenBank genome assembly
AUGAUUCCUAUAGACAACUUCUUCCACGACUUAGUCUGUCAAAUCAUCACUAAGAACAAACAGAAACUAAAUGUCGGUGUGAAUAAAUCAAAGGAGUUUAAAGAAUCUGAUGACUUUCUCAAUAGAAAAUAUUUAGGAUUUUAUGGCUUGACACCAAAAAAAAUAAGAUUUUAUGGCUUGUUGAAAAGCUUCUUUAAAAUUUCGAAUCAGUCAAACGAUUUAACAAUCAUUGGAAAUGGAAGUUUUUUUUCGAUAUCCUUUUUACCAACGCAUUUCUCAUUUGAUGUGUCGUCAGUUUAUGCUCGUAUUUAGUUUCUUUAUUGAAUAAUUUCGCGUUACACGUGGAUAAGUUUCAUUAUUUUCUGAUCAUUUCUGACUAAUCAAUUGUUGACAAGAAACAUUCUGAAUAAAGGUAAACUUGUGCCACUAAAAAAUGU